This is a messenger RNA of Cynoglossus semilaevis (tongue sole), 13500 nucleotides long. It is a transcript of the gene hspg2, whose product is annotated as heparan sulfate proteoglycan 2. Gene Ontology annotation, biological process: homophilic cell-cell adhesion; synapse organization. Bases 673 to 11409 code for a protein of 3578 amino acids. Gene Ontology annotation, molecular function: calcium ion binding; axon guidance receptor activity; protein binding. Gene Ontology annotation, cellular component: neuronal cell body; plasma membrane; axon. The transcript has 84 exons. NCBI's taxonomy places the organism in Eukaryota, Metazoa, Chordata, Actinopteri, Pleuronectiformes, Cynoglossidae. The record is from RefSeq and is a predicted model, not a curated record.
GUGUGUGUGAAUGUAUAUAUAUAUGUGCAUAUGCAUGUAUGAAUGUAUGUUUGUAUGUAUGGAUGUAAAGUGGCAUUAAAAGUCUCUGUUGUUGGAAUAUAACUGUAAAUGCUAUGAAGGUAAUUGCCUUCGGACUCGGCUCGAUACUGUUCCUAGUGGACACGUGUAAGCAGAGUGGUCAUGAAGACAGGGUCUACUUUAGGUGGUGUCUACCCACACUGGGAUUAACUGUCUUGGCUUUCAGCACUCCCUGAAUUCCACUCCGCCUUUCCCUUUUUUCCUCGCAGCUCUCUCUCUCUCUCUCUCUCUCUCCCUCCCUCCCUCUCUCCCACUCGCUCUCUCUCUUUCAGGACUUCCCAGUGACUUUGCAAGGCUGCAUUCAGUCCACAACCAAGUCUCAAUAAGUUUCGGAGCGCACGGUUGGAACAGAAAAGAGUGCAUAGUCUCCACAAACAAUAGUGAAACCGUGCAAAGGGAUCGUUUACUACACCUGUUGAUGAAGUCCCGACGGCUGCAGGACGCAAAGGAGCAGUCGGUUCACUUCACCGGGAAGAAAAGCCUGUAAAAGGUGCAGACAACACACCGCUCCAGUGGGCAGGAGGAGUGAAGGGACCUCGCUUUUUUUCUCCCUUUUUACCCAGCAUUUGCAGCCUGUGCUGGGUCGGUGGAAAAAUGGGCACCUCGACCGCUGCGACCUGUGGACUUAUCCUGACUUUGUUACUCACAUGCCAGCUGCUGACUGUGACUCAGGCGUCCAAGGUGUGGGGAGAGGUUCCCCUUCCUGAAGAUCUGGAAGCAGCAAAGGUCGUCAAGGCGUCUCACACCUUACUGGAUGAUGACGAAGACUUUGCUGCCGAUGAGGCCUCAGGAGAUCUGCCCAGUGGUGAAGAUGAAGGAAGCACACCGUGGCCUCAGACUACAGAGAGCACAAUUUAUUACAGAGCUCUCGUCAACUUCACCAACUCCCUGGUCUACAGCCCUGAACUGGAGGACAUCUUCUCUGCAGCCUUUAAUGAGAUCUCUGAAGCAGUGGUGGACACGCUGGAGUCAGACUACCACAGGAUUCCAGGUUCCCAGACGGUCAACGUGGUCCUUAUUAAGAAGGUGAUAAGAGACGACGGUGUGGACAUAUUUGUAGAACUGGACGUGGGUUCGGACAACAACAGCAACGAGGAGCAGAUCCGCAGCGUGCUCUACAACGUGGUGAAGGAGGGAGCCAUUGCGUCCUACGUCACAUCAGUCCAGGGCUUCCAGUUCAAACAGCUCGGACAAGUAACCCCCAACAUCAGGCCCUGCAUGCCCGAUGAGCACAGGUGUGGCGAUGGCACAUGUAUCCUGAUGGAAUACCUGUGUGACAAUCGACCAGACUGCAGAGACAUGAGUGAUGAGAACAACUGUGAGUUGCCGGUCCCUCGGGUCCACACCACACCUCCCACCACGACGACCACCUCCAGGAAGCCCCCUCGACCUUACAGCCCACCGGGUCCCUGUAGAGCCGACCAGGCCACGUGUCAGAGUGGAGAGUGUAUCCCACGGGACUAUAUCUGCGACGGAGAGAGGGACUGCUCAGACGGAAGCGAUGAGUACAGAUGUGGAACUCCAUCUCCAUGUGAACCCAAUGAGUUCAAGUGUAAGAACGGUCGCUGCGCUCUCAAGCUUUGGCGCUGUGACGGAGACAACGACUGUGAAGACAGCUCGGAUGAGACCGACUGCCCCACCAAAGGUCCGAGUGACAGAUGUGCUCCUGAGCAGUUUGAGUGCCUGAGCGAUCGUACCUGCAUCCCAGCCAGUUAUCAGUGCGAUGAAGAGCCCGACUGCCCCGACCGCUCGGAUGAAUAUGGCUGCACGCCUCCUACUGUGACAAGUCCACCAGAAGAGUCCAAGGAGGCGGCUCGCGGGGCGACGGUAACGUUUACCUGUCAGGCUGUUGGAGUGCCAACGCCCAUCAUUUCUUGGAGGCUGAACUGGGGACACAUCCCCACCAGCGGCAGGGUCAGUAUGAUCAGUGAGAACGGCCGCGGCACACUCACCAUCCGCGACGUGAAAGAGGCGGAUCAGGGCGCCUACACCUGCGAGGCCAUCAAUGCCAAAGGCCUGGUGUUCGGUAUCCCUGACGGAGUUCUCACCCUCAUCACCAAUACCAACCCAGGUGAUUGUCCCGACGGUCACUUCAGCGUGGACGGCCGCUGCGUGUCGUGCUUCUGCGCUGGGGUCUCCAAGAACUGCAAGAGCACCGGUCGCUACCGCAACAGAAUCACCCUGCGUUUCACCGACGAGGAGGAUUACAAAGGAGUAAAUGUAACGUAUCCAUCCAGACCAGGCACUCCUCCUCUCUCCUCCACUCAGCUCCUCAUCAACCCAGAAAUGGAGGAGUUUCAACUUGUCGACCUGUCUCGUCGUUUCCUCAACAUCGACUCCUUCUGGGUUUUGCCACGACAGUUUUUGGGUAACAAGGUCGACUCCUACGGAGGCUCUCUGAAGUACAAGGUGCGGUACACGCUGACCCGAGGUCUUUCGGACCUUGUGGAGAAGCCAGACGUGGUACUGGUCGGAAAUGGACGCAUGCUUGUGUCCCGCAGAGGCAGCACCACCUCCCCUCAAGUGGUCAACCAGAAAGACAUCAAAUUCACAGAGGACUUUUGGCAGUACUCCAAUGGUCGCAGCGUAACUAGAGAAGACCUGAUGAUGACCCUGUCUGACUUGGAGAGCAUCCGCAUCCGCACCAUAUAUGAUGACCACAUGGUCAGUGUGGCGCUCAGCGACAUCAUCAUGGAUACCACUUCGGUAGAGUUCACGACUCAGGGUCACGCUAAGGACGUUGAGGAGUGCAGAUGUCCUCCUGGAUACUCGGGCCUGUCCUGUCACUUGUGCGCUGCUGGCUUUGAACGCAAGCCCGGCCAGUUUCUGGGCACGUGCGCUGGAUGUAACUGUAAUGGACACGCCAGCGCCUGUGACCCAGUCAACGGACACUGUCUGAGCUGCCAGCACAACACAGAGGGGCCACAGUGUGAUAAGUGCCGCCCUGGAUACUUUGGUGACCCGAGUCGAGGUCGCUCAGAUGACUGCAAGCCCUGCCCCUGCCCAUACUAUGAAACUUCACGCCGGUUCUCCGACACCUGCUUCCUCGACGUUGACCAGCAGCCAACGUGUGACGCCUGCAGGCCCGGCUAUACAGGCAGACGCUGUGAAAAAUGUGCUCCUGGUUACCACGGUAACCCCCUCCUGCCCAGCGGAAAAUGCAUUCCCAACCAAAGCUCCACCUGUGAUAAGAGAGGAACCUCCAGCUCCAGCAGCCCCUGCAGCUGCAAGAACAACGUGGCAGGCGCUCUGUGCGACGAGUGCAAAGCCGGGUUCUUCCACCUAUCAGAGGCCAACCCCGAGGGUUGUCUACGCUGCUUCUGCAUGGGCGUCACCAAGCAGUGUUCCAGCUCUACUUGGAAUAGGCAUCAGUUGCAGGGAGGGGUGAACGGGCAGCUUUUCUCCCUCUCCAAUAGCGGAAACACUAGAACGAUCUCUGAUGGCAUCUCUCAGAGGGGUUUCUCUGAAGUUGUCUACCGCUCCUUCUCCAGCAUUCCCAAUGAAAUCUACUACUGGGUCCUGCCUGAGAGCUUCAGGGGAGAUAAGGUGACAGCUUACGGAGGAGAACUUCGUUACACUGUACAAUACUCACCCUCUCCCCGGUCACUGGUGAUUGAUGGCCAGCCAGAUGUGGUUAUCCAGGGCAACGGUAUCUUCCUGGAGCAUUACUCCGGGACUAAGCCUCAGCCACGUGUCCCUCACACCGUCACUGUCGUUUUCAGAGAGUCUGCAUGGCGUCGAGCCGAUGGGCAGCCAUGCACUCGUGAGCACCUCCUGAUGGCCUUGGCUGAUAUUUCUGCCUUCAUGAUCAGAGCCACCUACGCAGACAAUGUGGAUGAGAGCAGUAUCUCAGACAUCAGGAUGGACAUCGCUCUUCCUCACUCCACCGGUAAUGAACGGGCUCUUGAAGUUGAGGAGUGUGCCUGCCCCCAGGGAUACAAGGGACCUUCCUGCCAGGAGUGCGAUGAAGGAUACACUCGCACCAGCUCCGGCCUCUAUCUGGGCACUUGUGAGAGGUGUGACUGCCACGGUCAUGCCAGUAGCUGUGACCCAGAGUCGGGCAGAUGUUUGCAAUGUCUCCAUAACACGGAUGGACCAAGGUGUGAAAACUGUAAGCCUGGAUAUUAUGGAAACCCUGCAUCAGGUGGUGCACAGGCCUGCCAGCCCUGCCCCUGUCCGGGAACUGCAUCCAGCAACCAGUUUUCCCCAACCUGUUAUCUGGCCUCUGACGGUCAGCCAACCUGUGACAGCUGCCCUCAAGGAUACACAGGCCGCCGCUGCGAACGAUGUGCUGCUGGAUACACUGGGAACCCACAGCUGGGACAAAGAUGUACUGUUGGAAAUGAAGUCAAUGGUAACUGCUAUCAAUGUGACCCCAGAGGUCGAGAAUCCUGCAGUGGUCUGGAGUGUCGCUGCAAGAUGAACGUUGAAGGUCCUUCUUGCUCCAGCUGCAAGUCAGGAACCUUCCAUCUGAGCCAAGAAAACAAAGAUGGCUGCCUGUCCUGUUUCUGCAUGGGCGUCACUCAGCAGUGCUCCAGCUCCACUUACUACCGAGACCUGGUGUCGUCAGUCUUUACUCCAGGGAACUUCAAAGGAUUCGCUCUGGUGAACCGUCAGCGCUCCAACCGCCUCACCACUGGCUUCACCGUGGAGGUUUCCACUGAAGGCACUCAGUUGUCCUACAGCAACUUUGACUACCUGGGACAGGAACCUCACUUCUGGCAGCUACCAGGAGCCUACCAAGGAGAUAAGUACGCUCUGGUCUACAAGGAUUUCAGUUUGCACAAGGAUGAUCUGCUCUACUGGCAGCUCCCAGCACAGUUCACUGGGGAUAAGGUGGGCUCCUACGGUGGUAAACUCAAAUACACCAUCUCCUACGUGGCCGGAUCCAGAGGAACGCUGCUUGAAGAUGCUGACGUUCAGAUUAUUGGAAACGACAUCACUCUGGUCAAUCGUCAGCCGUGGCAAAGGAGGCAUCAAGGCAGCAGAGAGACUCAGAAGUUUGAGAUUGUUUUCAGAGAGGAAAACUGGAACCGUCCCGAUGGAAUGCCCGCGACCCGUGAACAUCUGAUGAUGGUUCUGGCCGAUCUGGACGACAUUCUCAUCAGAGCCUCUUACUCCUCUGAGAUGAGAUCCUCCAGCAUCUCUGACGUCGUCAUGGAGGUUGCUGUGCCCAACUACAGCGGCUUGGCACAGGCCCUGGAGGUGGAGCAGUGUCGCUGUCCCCCUGGAUACCAGGGUCUCUCCUGUGAGGACUGUGCCCCUGGAUACACUCGUACCGGUGGAGGUUUAUACCUGGGUCACUGUGAGCUCUGUGAAUGUAACGGCCACUCUGAGUCCUGCCACCCAGAGACAGGCAUCUGCACGAGCUGCCGGCACAACACCCAGGGUGAACUCUGUGAGCAGUGUGCCCCUGGUUUCUUCGGUGAUCCAACCGUUGGCACCCCGGAGGACUGCCAGCCGUGUGCCUGCCCUCACACUGACCCCGACAACCAGUUCUCCCCCACCUGUGAGAGCCUGGGGAAUGGAGGUUACCAGUGCACUGCCUGUCAGCCGGGCUACACCGGCCAGUACUGCGAGCGCUGCGCUCCGGGAUAUGUCGGCAACCCACAGGCGAGAGAGAAGUGUCGUCCUUAUGAUGCUGCAGCUUCACUGGUGGUGAGGAUUCACCCAGAGAGGGUCUUAUCACCCCAGGGUGGUUCUGUCACUCUGAGGUGUCAGGUGUCCGGCUCUGCACCGCACUACUUCUACUGGUCCAGACAGGAUGGACGGCCCAUAUCUAGCAGUACAUUAAGACGCAGACAGGGAGCAGAGCUGUUCUUCCCCAGUGUCCAGCCCACUGACGCCGGUGUCUACAUCUGUACCUGCCGCGAUCAGCGCAGCACCAACCGCAGUCAUGCUGAGAUUGUUGUCACAAGUUCUCCAUCCAAAGCCAUUGAGGUGACGGUUGAGGAGCCUAAGGCCCAGACGGUCAGAGUGGGGUCUACAGUCAGUUUCAUCUGUACUGCAAAGAGCAAGUCUCCUGCCUACACACUUGUCUGGACCCGGAUUGGCAACGGGAAACUUCCCAACCGGGCCAUGGACUUCAAUGGAAUCCUGACUAUUCAGAACGUCCAGCCUGAGGACGCUGGUGUCUAUGUUUGCACAGGCUCCAACAUGUUUGCUAUGGACGAGGGCAGUGCGAACCUCUACGUGCCAGAGGCGUCACAGACUCAGAUGUUUUACACAGCCUAUGAAAUGUUUGAAGGACACAGAACGUCUGGAGAAGGGGCCCAACCUGUGGCCACCGUUACUCCCCCAGCGCUCAGCGUCCAGCAAGGCCAGCGAGCAGAGUUCCGAUGCACGGUGACAGGGAAUCCGACCCCCGCGGUGGAAUGGAUCAGAGGACCAGGAAACAGGAUGAGUCCCAGGGCGGUGAUCCGAGGUGGAGUUCUGACCUUCACAGCUGUGGACCCGGCUGACCAGGGAGAAUACAUCUGCAAGGCCCUGAACACUCACGGAGAACACACAGCAAGUGUUUCCCUCCUAGUACAAAAGUCCAACCCCAGUGGCCUCGGAACUCAGCCUCAAGUCCAAGUCAGUCCCCAGAACAUCGAGGUCCAUGAAGGAGAAACUCUGCGGUUGUACUGUCGAGCAUCAGGGUCCCCCACCCCCAAGCUCACCUGGCUGAAAAACGGAGGUCAAAUCCCCCCUCAGGCCAUUCCUUCUCACGGUUUCCAUCAGUAUAAAAGCAACAGUCUCGAUGUGUUACAGAGACGUAUUGAGGAGCUGCAGGCCCACAUGGACCGCACAGAUAUAGGCACUCUCCUCAUCCCCAACAUCAAGUUGUCCGACUCGGGCACCUACAUGUGUGUCGGCAGCAACAGCAUCGGCUCCAACAGUGCUCCCAUUAAGGUCACGGUGCUCAAAGGCGGCCACAGCUCCAGUGUGGUCACCAUUCAGCCUUCUAUAGCUGAUGUCCAGGAGGGUCAGAAUCUGGAGCUCAACUGUUUUGCUCCUGGAAAUCCUCCUCCCAAGGUCAUCUGGACCAGAGUCAGUGGACACCUGUCGUCCAACCACCAGGUUCUGGGCAGCCGGCUGCUCAUCCUCUCGGCCUCUCCUGAAGACUCGGGAGAGUAUAUCUGUCGGGUGGAAGACAACACUGGACAGAUCGGAUCUCAUGUCCAUCAGGCCUCAGUGUCAGUGUCUGUGACGUCAUCAUCUUCACGUCUUCAAAGUCCAAUCAUUGCCAUCGAGCCUCACAGUACUACUGUCCGCGUGGGAGAGUCUGCCACCUUCAGGUGCAAGGUGUACAGUGGAGCACAGCCUGUUAGACUGGAGUGGAAAUUGGCCAACAGUCAGCCGUUGCCAGACAAUGUCAAAGUUAGUGCAGACGGCUCCACUAUGGUCAUCACCCGCGUCACCUCUGGUAACCACGGCACCUACCGCUGUGUAGCCAGUAACCCGUUCGGCAUCACCCACACCAUCGUGUCUUUGAUUGUCAAAGAGUCUCCCGUAGCCGUAGUGACCCCUGUUGGACCCGUGCGAGUCAGGGUGGGGGACCCCAUUAACCUGGAAUGUCAGGCGUCAGGUGAACCACGCCCCUCAGUCUCCUGGCACCGGCUGGACAACAACAGGAAGACAAUGCUGAGAAGCCCUGUGCCCAUGGACUCUAAUGCAGUCAUGCAGAUACUCGUGGCGCGGCCUGAAGACAGCGGCAUCUACGUUUGCACAUCUCGCAACACAGAGGGCGCCACUGAGACCAAGGUGGAGGUGAUUGUUGAAGGAGGACCUCAGCUCCCAUCAGUGCCCAGAGCCUCUGUCCCGGAGCCGCUGAUGAUUGUGGUGGAGGGACAGACGGCAACGCUGCGCUGCGACGCCCACGGUUUCCCUUCACCAACAAUUACCUGGUCCAAGCUGCGUUCCCCUCUGCCGUGGCGACACAAGAUAGUGGACAACAACCUGGUGCUGCCCAGUGUGGGCCGCCAAGACUCUGGAGAGUACAUCUGCAGUGCCACCAACCACAUGGGCACCACUGAUGUCACCAUCGCGCUGGAUGUAGAAACUCUUCCUUACGCCACCUCCGUGCCUGACGACGUGGCCGUGCGGGUCGGUGAGGUGAUCCGACUGCAGUGCCUGGCCCACGGCACUCCACCUUUGACCUACGUUUGGACCAAACUGGAUGGAAACAUAUCACCCAGGGCCCAGAUCAGCAGCGGGGACCUGCAGAUCGACCUGGCUACCGCCGAGGAUGCUGGGAACUACAAGUGUGUGGCCAGCAACAAAGUGGGCCACAGUGAAGUAGUGGCUAAAGUCACGGUCCGCUCUCCUCUGGCCGUGCGUGUUUCACCCCAGGUUGAGGUCAAGGCCCAGGGCAGUGCUGUGGAGUUCACCUGCUCAGCAGCAGGAGGUGUUGAUACCAAAAUUGAGUGGCUGAAAGAAGGAGGUGCCCUGCCACCAAAUCACCACGUCAAGGACGGCGUCCUCAGAAUUGAGAACCUUGAGCAGAGCAACGAGGGCGUUUACAUCUGCAGAGCCAGCAGUGUUUAUGGUCAGGCCCAGGACACGGCCAGGCUGACCAUCCAAGCCCUGCCAAAGGUCAUGAUCAACGUGCGAACAUCGGUGCAGACCGUCAUGAUCGGGAACUCCGUGGAGUUUGAAUGCCAGGCUAUCGGUGACCCCGAGCCCACAGUCCAGUGGAGUAAAGUGGGCGGGACUUUGCCGGCUCACAUCAUGGUGAAGGGCGGCAUGCUGAGGAUCCAGCAGGUGACGGAGGCCGACGCGGGCCAGUACCGCUGCACUGCCACAAACAACGUGGGCUCGGUACAGUCCCAGGUGGUGCUCCACGUGCAGUCUCUUCCUCAGAUCGCUGCACUUCCGGAAACAAAAGAGGUCACUGUGGGAUCGGAUGCAGUUUUCCCCUGUGUGGCCUCGGGGUAUCCUGUACCUGAGAUCAAAUGGUCCAAGCUGGACACUGAGCUUCCGUCCAAGUGUUUCCAGCAGGACAAUAUCUUGACGGUUCCUAAGGUGACGCACGAGGACACCGGGACCUACGUCUGCACCGCUUCAAACAAACAGGGCAAAGUGGAGGCGUUUACCUCACUCAAAGUUCAUGAGCGAGUGAUGCCGUACUUUGCACAGGAACCGUUGUCAUAUCUCACGCUGCCCACCAUCAAAAACGCCUACAAGUCCUUCAGCAUCAAGAUCAACUUUAGACCUGAUAAUGUUGACGGUCUGAUAUUGUACGCUGGUAUGAUCCUCUUCAAUGGCCAGAGGAAAAGCACAGGCGCUGACUUUGUCUCCCUGGGACUUGUAGGCGGUCGCCUAGAGUUCAGGUUUGACGUUGGCUCUGGCAUGGCCACCAUACGAGACCCCAACCCUGUCAAACUGGGAGAGUUCCACACUGUUGAGCUGUAUCGUAACCACACCCUGGGAUAUAUCAGCGUAGAUGGAGGAGAACCCAUUAAUGGUAGCUCACAGGGCAAGUUCCAGGGCUUGGAUCUGAACGAGGAGCUGCAUGUUGGUGGUUACCCCAACUACACACAGAUUUCCAAAACUGCCGGCAUUAAGUCUGGAUUUGUUGGUUGUAUCCGUUCACUGGUGAUCCAAGGGGAGGAGGUCAUCUUCAAAGACCUUGACCGCAGUUCUACAGGUGUCACCAACUGUCCCACGUGUAAAGAUCAUCCAUGUCAGAAUGGUGGAAGGUGUGAGGAUUCAGACGCUAGCUUAUAUAAGUGCGCAUGCCCCAGAGGAUUCACUGGGAGCAACUGUCAACAUCACUCAUCACUGCACUGUCACUCAGAGGCAUGUGGACCAGAUGCCACCUGCGUCAAUCGCCCCAGUGGACUGGGGUAUGACUGUCGCUGCCAUCUUGGCAAGUAUGGAAACAAAUGCAUGCAAGGAGAACUAGUGACCACUCCGAUGUUUGACGGAGAACAGUCGUUCAUAGCUUAUCCUCCGCUCACAAACAUCCACGACGACCUUCGCGUCGAGUUGGAGUUCAAACCUCUGGACAGAGACGGACUGAUGUUCUUCUGUGGUGGGAAGAAAAUGAAGGUGGAGGACUUUGUAGCCAUCUCUAUGGUGGAGGGACACAUAGAGUUCAGAUAUGAGCUGGGCACAGGCCAAGCGAUCCUCCGCAGUCCUGAGCCCGUGUCUCUGGGCCAGUGGCACCGAGCUGUGGCAGAGCGGAACAAAAAGGCCGGCUACCUGAGAGUGGACCAGGGCCAAGUGGAGAGCAAGGAGUCACCGGGCAAAGCCCAGGGCCUCAACAUUCACACGUCCAUGUUUUUGGGUGGAGUCCCCAAAAUGGAAAUCCUGCCCAAACCUGCCAACGUCAGCAGCAUGUUUGGGGGAUGUAUCGGAGAGGUCUCCAUCAACAACAAGAAGGUGGAUCUGUCCUACAGCUUCACAGAGAGCAGGUCGAUCCACAAGUGUUUGGACAACAGCCCAUGUGACCGCCGGCCGUGUCUGAACGGAGGUCACUGUAUGUCCAACGCAGAGUAUGAGUACCAGUGCCUGUGUAAAGAUGGGUUUGAAGGUGAGCGCUGUGAAAUCGUCAAAGACGUUUGUCAGAGCGACCAGGAGUGCCAGAACGGAGGCAGCUGCGUGAAUGGUCAGUGUACGUGUACACCCGGCUACACCGGCCUCAACUGUGAGCAGAGCCAGGUCUCCAGUUUCCCCGCCGCCCUGCGGAAUGUAGACGCUAGCGAGGCGAAUGAUUCGCCGUACCAAUAUGCAGCUCACUUCAACAGUGACGGAUACAUCGCUCUGCCUAAGUCCAUUUUCCCCAGAAGCGGACACAACAUACCAGAGACCAUUGAACUGGAAAUCAACACCGUCUCCUCUGACGGUCUGAUCCUGUGGCAGGGUGUGGAGACCAGUGGUGCACGUAUUGUGCGAAAGAUGCAUGCUAAUCUAAAGGAACCCGGAGAAAACGGCAAAGGACAGGACUUCAUCAGCCUUGGUUUGAGGGACGGUCGUCUAGUGUUCAGUUACCAGCUUGGCAGUGGAGAGGCAGAGAUUCGCUCCCACAGAAUCAACGACGGGAAAUGGCACAAGAUCACUGCAGUCAGAGUGGGUAAAGAGGGAUACAUCACUGUUGACGGAGGAUAUCCCAUCCAUGGACAGUCCAGGGGCAAGAGCCUCAUGGUGAACACCAAAGGCAGUAUAUACCUGGGUGGCACUCCAGACAUGACUGCCAUGACGGCAGGAAAGUUCUCAUCAGGAAUCAGCGGAUGCGUGAGGAACCUGAUAUUGAUGAACGCUGAGCCAGGACAGCGGCCAGCUCAGGCCAUCGACCUGCAGGCGUACGCGUCACACGGCAUCAACGUGCAGCCGUGUUCUUCAUAGACGACGACGCAACUCACACAUACAAACACAGAUACACACAGAGACUUUGGAGUGAUGUCUCACACACACACACACACAGCAGACUCACACAGAGCCUGAAAUCAUUGGAGCUUUGCUGCUACCAAAAAAAAAAAAAAUCAAGAUGACACCACUCUGUGUGCAGUAAAAACCAAAAAGUGAGACGAAAAAAAUUGGAGCAUUAUUUACAGGUUUUCUCUUACUCAGUGUCGUAUUCUGGAUGAAGGACUUUUAACACAGGAGAACCAGCACAGUUUACAUACUUCCAGCAGUAGUUUUAGCCAUGAGAAGAGUAAGAGUGAAACAUUUUAGGCCUUUCUAUGAUGGGUCAGAUCCUAUGGAGUUGGAGAUGUUUUUACAGCACUGAAUUUUUAUUUAUAUACAUAUGAAAAUAUAUUAUAUUUGUGGGGAAAACAUGCAAAGUAACCAUAACUGCUCUUCAACCUAGUUCCAUCUGGGUUCUAAUACUGUGUGCCCCGGGCUUUUUUGUAGGCCUAACUGUAUUAAUACUUGAAGACAUUUAGGCCUUUCUUUAUUCACUUCUGUAGCACAAACUUUUUACUUCCUCUAGAGGCAUGCUCACCACGUUUCGGAAGAAGGGCGCACGCUGUCACAGUCAGCGUCUCUGCACGAUUCAGGUUGUCCAAGUAGACAGUGUCGAUAACUGCAAAAGUUAGUCCUGCUGCUUUCACCAGGUACAUUUACUCAUUCACACUGCUGUGUUUUCCUUGUCUGUGUAUGUUUGUUCUUUUUAAUGAAACAGAAAAAAAACUUUGGUGCUAAUGUCGGACAUGAAGAUACAGGACGUAGUCAUAAAGCCUGGCUGUCAUAAAGCGGGAAGGGAUUGUAUGUUGUGUGUUUCUGAACAAAUUUAGGAAAACAACUGUUAAAAUGCUUGCCAGGAGGGGGGGUUGUUGUUAGACAUUUUUGAAAUAAACUCUUAAUGUGGUCUUUUUGAAGAGUGUGAUCACUGAAUGACGUUUCAUAUGCCGAUGGAUGAAAUCUUAAACAGCAAGUGUAUAUGUUCACUAGAUCUGUUUGGUUUGUACCAGUUUAGUCAACUACCCCAAUUCCUGCACUUCAGAUCAGCAUUACUCAAACUGUGGGUUGUGACCCGAAAGUUAAUAUUUUAAAGCUUCAUUACAUCCAUAAUAAAUGUAUCUGGAGUCUGCCAACAGUUAGAUAACAUUGUGAAAUAUGACGUCAUUGUGGAAAAGCAGUGGACAACUUUUGCAUGUGCUGUGACCAGUGGUGUUGCUCUGAUGAAGCAUGCUGCCCCGUCUGUAUCUGAUCACACCAAACAAACAAAAUAGCCACAAAACCUUUUUUUUUGUCUUUUUUUAAAAAAACAAAACAUUUGUAUGAUUAUCCUAAAAAAAGAGCACUAUCCCUUUACUUAGAGUUGCCUCGUUUUUAUUUAUUUUUUGUUUUUGUUCUCUUUUUUUCUGUUCAUUAGUCUUGUUCUCCUUUUUUGUUUUUAAUUCAGAUGUUUUAACAAAAGUUUCCUGUUUUCCUCUGCCUGGUUAUGGUGUAUUUCCUCCCACAGCCCCUGACUAUGAGCUAUGGCAGUCAUCCCACGAAGGGUUAAUGUGUCACGUCUGAGCUGAGCUUGAAAACAAGAAGAACGUCAGUAGUUCCUCACUUUCAAAGAAAAGUCUUAGGAAUCAGUGGCUUGUUUCAUUGUACAAAACGCAGUGUCAUCGCUGCUAUGCCGCGGACUAAAAAGAGCGAGAACCAUCAUCCACGAUGAAACAGUGCCAUAUGUUGGGCCACCUUCUACCAAAACUGGAUUUUCAUGGACCUACAGUAUAAACACUGAUGCAAAGUUGAUGAAAAACCUCUUCUGUAGAUGUUUGUUUUUGCACCAUUUGAGAAUAACGACAGUGCACGUUUAGGUGUGAUGGCAUUUAUUUUUCUUAUUUAGGUCAAAACUUAACAACACAGGAAGUAAAUUGUAAAAGAUUGAAAAUGAUUGUCCCGAUGAACUGACUGUUGCAUUUUCACUGUUGAAAACACACUCCCCGUGCCCCUGCUGUUUCUUAAAUAAAAAGAAAAUUCAUGUGCUAUUUUUAA